AUGUCUAAGGGUCCAGCAGUAGGCAUCGAUCUGGGCACCACCUACUCAUGCGUAGGUGUUUUCCAGCAUGGAAAAGUGGAGAUUAUUGCCAAUGACCAAGGAAACCGUACCACCCCAAGCUAUGUGGCCUUCACAGACACAGAGAGACUUAUUGGGGAUGCCGCAAAGAACCAAGUAGCCAUGAACCCAACUAAUACCGUCUUUGAUGCCAAGCGGUUGAUUGGCCGACGUUUCGAUGACCCAGUUGUCCAGUCUGAUAUGAAGCACUGGCCUUUUACUGUAAUAAAUGAUGGUGGUAGACCCAAGGUUCAGGUAGACUAUAAAGGAGAGACAAAGACAUUCUAUGCUGAAGAAGUCUCAUCUAUGGUUCUUACCAAAAUGAAAGAGAUCUCUGAGGCCUACCUAGGAAAAACAAUCACUAAUGCAGUGAUCACUGUUCCGGCUUACUUCAAUGAUUCCCAGAGACAGGCAACUAAAGAUGCUGGAACCAUUUCUGGUCUCAAUGUCCUCCGUAUCAUCAAUGAGCCAACUGCAGCUGCCAUAGCUUAUGGUCUGGACAAGAAGGUGGGUGGUGAGAGAAAUGUCUUGAUUUUUGACCUUGGUGGUGGUACUUUUGAUGUCUCCAUUCUUACCAUAGAAGAUGGUAUAUUUGAGGUCAAAUCCACUGCUGGAGACACUCAUUUGGGUGGAGAGGACUUUGAUAAUCGUAUGGUAAACCACUUCGUUGGAGAGUUCAAACGCAAGCACAAGAAAGAUAUAACUGAGAACAAGCGUGCCAUUCGUAGGCUACGUACAGCCUGUGAGCGCGCCAAGCGUACCCUGUCUUCCAGCACUCAAGCCAGUAUUGAGAUUGACUCCCUCUUUGAGGGCAUAGAUUUUUACACUUCCCUCACCAGAGCCCGCUUUGAGGAACUUAAUGCAGACCUCUUCCGUGGGACUCUGGAGCCAGUAGAGAAGGCUCUGAGAGAUGCCAAGCUGGACAAGGCUCAGAUUCAUGACAUUGUACUAGUUGGAGGGUCCACUCGCAUUCCAAAGAUCCAAAAGCUUCUGCAGGACUUCUUCAAUGGAAGAGAACUCAACAAAAGUAUUAACCCAGAUGAGGCUGUAGCCUAUGGAGCAGCUGUUCAAGCUGCAAUCCUGUCCGGUGACAAAUCGGAAAAUGUUCAGGAUCUUCUGCUGUUGGAUGUCACCCCUCUCUCUCUUGGUAUAGAGACAGCUGGAGGAGUCAUGACUGUGCUAAUUAAACGUAAUACCACCAUACCCACCAAGCAGACCCAGACCUUCACCACCUACUCUGACAACCAGCCAGGAGUCCUUAUUCAGGUAUUUGAAGGUGAAAGAGCGAUGACCAAGGACAACAAUCUUCUGGGAAAAUUUGAGCUAACCGGUAUCCCACCUGCUCCACGUGGGGUUCCCCAAAUUGAAGUGACCUUUGACAUUGAUGCCAAUGGAAUUAUGAAUGUGUCUGCUGUAGACAAAAGCACCGGCAAGGAAAAUAAGAUCACCAUUACCAAUGACAAAGGCCGUCUCAGCAAGGAGGAGAUUGAGCGUAUGGUCACAGAAGCAGAUAGGUACAAGGCUGAAGAUGAAGCCCAGAGGGAUAAGAUUGCAGCCAAGAAUUCUCUGGAGUCCUUGGCUUUCAAUAUGAAGAGCACUGUGGAGGAUGAGAAGCUGAAGGACAAGAUUAGCUCAGACGAUAAACAGAAAAUAUUGGACAAAUGUAAUGAGGUCAUCUCCUGGUUAGACAGGAACCAGAUGGCCGAGAAGGAGGAGUAUGAACAUCAGCAGAAGGAGCUCCAAAACCUCUGCAAUCCCAUCAUCACCAAGCUGUACCAAGGUGCUGGCGGAGCUGGUAUGCCUGGUGGGAUGCCUGGUGGGAUGCCUGGUGGAAUGCCUGGAGGAUUUCCUGGAGCUGGUGGCACUGCAGCUGGUGGUUCUUCUGGACCCACCAUUGAAGAAGUGGAUUAA
This is a messenger RNA of Staurois parvus, 1968 nucleotides long. Lineage: Eukaryota; Metazoa; Chordata; Amphibia; Anura; Ranidae. The record is from the annotation of a GenBank genome assembly.